Amorphotheca resinae ATCC 22711 is the source of this 1686-nucleotide messenger RNA. RefSeq lists its product as hypothetical. The transcript is spliced from 3 exons. NCBI's taxonomy places the organism in Eukaryota, Fungi, Ascomycota, Leotiomycetes, Helotiales, Amorphothecaceae. The record is from RefSeq and is a predicted model, not a curated record. The coding region runs from base 1 to 1686 and encodes 561 amino acids.
AUGGCGCAAACGGUCGAUCCUAAAGCUUACUAUGGCUACCUCUUCGAGGCCAACAAGCAACCCACGAAGGUACUUGACGCGCUGUUGAGAGGCGUCGCAAACUACAUCAGCGAAUCCGUUGGAGAUAAGGACGAGAGAUGUCUCACCCCUGCAAAGCUGGCCGCAUUCUAUAAGGCUGUGGGAGGGAAUUACGACUCACUCUUCGUGGACGUCCCGCAUCCUUCGAUAUCGUGGAUUUACGCCUCGAUCGGCUGCCAGCAUACACUCCAGCCUACAACCGACUGCUUCACACCCCCAUCAAUACCCGCACUCACUGCGAAAGGGUUUGUGCGAUGGCAAUCGAUAGAGAUUCUUCUGGGGCCGGAGGAGCAUGUGCCAUUCAUACAAUAUGCCGUUGCGAAUUUCGGCAUCAAGCACCCUGAUACUGGGGAGAGCUUUCCGAAGGAGCUCCCAAAGGAAGCCUUUCCUCUCAAACCAGAUGCUGAGAUAGAAAAGUGGCAUACUAUGUGUGCUGAGAAGCUUCGUCAGCAAGCAACACCCCCCGAGGAGGAUGAAGGGCCACAUCCACAACCGCAUCCACCUCCCCGACCGCAAGUGCAAACAGGCUACGCACACGUCCGUCCAUCAGCAUAUACUACAAGAGAACGACCCGACACUAGAGAUUUUUUUGAGCCCAAAUCAAGAGCUGGAUCAAGGCCUAUCCCAUAUCAACAUGUAUCAAGCACAGGCAUACCUGUUCACCCAGGCAUGUCGUCUCGCCCACCUUCCCACCGGGCACGCCAUUUUUUCUCGCCAGAAGCGCCUGAAUCCUCACGAAUGUCACGUUCUCGUCGGCGGUCCUACCCUGACACUACCUCCCCCAUAACGCCGGCUGGCGAUGCGACGUCGCCCCAUCUCGAGCCACCCAUUAACCAUGACCAUCUGCGUCGGCACAGCCAUCCUCGACACGCGCGACGCGGUAGCUACUCAUCCGAUGCGUCUUCAGAAGGUGAUGAUCCUCCUAGCCCACCUAGUCCCAGAAAUGUGAACUACGUAGCCGGUACUGCCCGGCCCCGACGCUCACAUCCUUCCCGGGAGGAACCUCCCCCUGUCCGAUUUGCGUAUCCCAAGCCCAGCUUUUCCCCGUCAGUCCCAGCAUCUCCCGAGUCUCGAUCUCGAACUAGAGAAGAGAGGGGAAGGGACGAGGAAGUGAAGAGAACGAGUUUCCCUAUUCCGAUCGACCUGAGCGGUAAACUAUCCGCGCCCUUCCUCUUAGGGAAAAGGGACCAGGAAAGGGGGUUACCGAGGAAUAGCUCUCGCGGCGGAAAAGUUAGCUGGAAGGACCUGAGUGAUCUCCCGGAGAUGCUAAGAAAGGGCAGUAAAAGCUCCGAGGAAGAUAGGGAGAGAGAACGGGGGCGGGCAAGUAGAGACGAAUGGGAAAAGGAUCACGGGCUUGGGAACGGGAGAAGUGAUUAUAUAAGGAGAGAAAGAGAUAGAGAUAGGGACAGGGGGCAGGUCAGAACGAGCGCGUAUGCCAGGCCUUCGAGUCUUGAAGAUAUACCCAGGAGAGAUAGAGAUCGCGGACGGGAAAGAGAUCCUAUUGGGAGGGAUAUUGAUGGGCGACCUUUCCGCGAUAGAGAUCGGGACAGGAGAGCUAUGAGCCCGGUCAGAGGCGUGGAUGGGAGAUACUACUCCUCAGGCCGGUGA